This is a messenger RNA of Adineta steineri, 1218 nucleotides long. The record is from the annotation of a GenBank genome assembly. Lineage: Eukaryota; Metazoa; Rotifera; Eurotatoria; Adinetida; Adinetidae.
AUGAAUCCUUAUCAAAAAUCUAUUAUAAAUACUUCGUUUGGACGUUUUAUUUUAGUGGCAGACCAUUCCCUUUCUCAAUUAUGGCAAAAAUUAAGCUCUGUUGUUCGAGACUUUAAUUUGUUUCCAUCAACUACACCUUCAACUGAUGAACAUCAACUUCACAAUCAAAGAAUAUCAACUAGAAUAUUCAUUAUUCUGUUAACUGUAUCAUUAACUGUACUUAUCUUAUACACUUCACUUAUCAAUGUCACACAAACUAUUCAUACCAUUUCUCCUACAAUUUCACAAUAUUCACAACUAUAUUCAACUUAUCCGCAAACAUUAUCAUGUGCAUGCACAGAUAUAUCCAUCGAGUAUGAUAAGUUUCUUCAAGUUAAUUAUAAACUACAUCAAAUAUGUACAAGUGUAUUUGUCACUGACUACUGGAUUGAUUAUUUUAAUAAUGCUCGUCCACUAAGUAUCUUGAAUGGUGAUGACUUUCGAGCGUCAGGUUCAUUUAUGUUUCAAGCUCUGAAUACAUUUUGUCAGUUAUCUAAUCAAACCAUAUAUAAUCGCCUUAUUCAGUUUUAUUCAACUCAAUAUGUUAGUGCAUCUGUGACACCACUUCAAGUAUUGCAGUCACAAACUCAAGCAUUUGUUUCGCAAUUUAUAUCAUCAAUGACUAAUGAUUUCUUGUUAUCUAUUUCAACAAUAAGAAAAACAACUCAAACAACAUGUAGUUACGAAUUCCCAAUUUAUAAUCCCACACGUAGCUAUGUAACAUUUACUGUUCCAGGCGUAUACGUAGGAUGUUAUAUAAUUGAAGCACUACUUCAGUCAAAUCUUCAAUGCUUUUAUAAUGAAACAUGUAUCAAUCAAAUACAAUCAUAUUUCACAAAAUAUUUAUCAAUGAAUUUAACAACACUUGAUACUUCAUUAUUAGUUCGAUUUCAUAUGAAUUCUACGAUAGAAGAACUUGUUGAUGGGUUGAUGGUUGAAGAAUGGAACUCAUCAACAAUAUAUGAUGGUUAUUAUAGUGAAUGUCAACCAUCAAAAUGUAGUUAUAGUUAUGAAACAAAAAAUAGUGUAAUCUAUAUAAUAACGACAUUGAUUGGACUAGUUGGAGGAUUAAUCCCAGUAUUGAAACUGGCUGUACCACGAGCAGUUCGACUUGUUGUGUUUUAUAUUCAAAGACGUACAGUAAAACGUAACGCUGUAUUGCCAUUCAUUGAAGGAUAG